Purpureocillium takamizusanense is the source of this 1721-nucleotide messenger RNA. RefSeq lists its product as uncharacterized. The record is from RefSeq and is a predicted model, not a curated record. The coding region runs from base 151 to 1647 and encodes 498 amino acids. The transcript has 2 exons. Gene Ontology annotation, biological process: regulation of translational initiation. Gene Ontology annotation, cellular component: cytoplasm. Lineage: Eukaryota; Fungi; Ascomycota; Sordariomycetes; Hypocreales; Ophiocordycipitaceae.
CGAUGACAUCCAUCGAACCAUUUCCUUCCUUACCCUGCAGCUCAAGGUUCUGCGGACUCGCCUGUGAUUGUUCCAAACGAUCCGCCGUCUCACGAGGGCAAAAUACAGGGAAACUACUGUUGCAUGGCACUUUAGGCAUACAAAGGCGCCAUGGCUGGACAAGGUGACCUGCAGGAGCUGCUGAGGAUGUUGAAUUCACGAAAGGUCCCCAUGAUGGCAGCCAUGGGUCACAUCAAGGCACUUCAGGCCAAGAGCCUUCGGAGUAUCAACGACAUUGCGGAAGCACCUAUUGCUAUAGUUGAAGAAGCAAUUAGUGAUGCGAAGCUCGCAAAGAGCCUCCACACGGCCUGCAAAGGUCACGGAAAGAAGUCGGCCAAACGUGCUGCCGAGGACGAGACGUCGACGACGACCAAGAAGGUCAAGCUGGAGCCUCACAAGCGCGACUUGGACUAUAGUUCCAUGUCGCCGGAUGAGCUCGAGAAAUCGCUGAGCUUGCCGCUCGUUGAAGAUGAAGACGCAAUUCGCCAAACGGUCAUAAACACGAACAGGGCGCCGGUUGUCCUCGCCUUUGCUGUCGAAUUGCUCCGAUGCACCAUGCCCGAGCAGCCGCCGAGCAGCCGCCUGAGUCUGGCCCAGGCGGUGGUCAGCGCCAACUCGAGAGCCAAGGCCAUCAGCCUGGGCAUCGAGAAGGCGCCGGCUGGAGGUGAGAUGACAGUCCCGGAAGGCCAACCCAAAGUCCGAGUGCUCGGACGGGAUGUACCGGUUCUCAAACGAGGCGGCUACACGUGGAAAUCGGACGAUGUUGAGAAUCAGCCAUCAACGCAGAGCUCUACCAGCACUGGUGCCGCUGCAACGUCGCAAGAGCCGAGGGCGAAGAUCUGGACAGCGAGCCAAAAGCUGUCAUCCAAGGGCUCCGUGUUCGUGGCGCAUGCGACUCGGCUGUCGUCGCCGACGCAGCGGGCAAGCCUGAUGAAGGCUCUCAUGGCCGAGAAGCCAGAGCUGGAAACGGCGACGCAUAACGCCUGGGCUGUGCGUUCGAGCUAUGGAAACUCGCCUCUGGUCCAAGAGGCAUCGUUUGACGACGGCGAGUCAGGCUGCGGGAAAUUCAUGCUCGGAAUCAUGCGGGAAAUCGACAUCAAGAACGUUCUGGUUGUUCUCACGCGAUGGUACGGUGGAGUGAUGCUUGGCCCAGACCGGUGGCGACUGAUGAGGGAGUGUGUCAACGAUUCCCUAUCCAUGCAGCGGCGCACGUCCUCGCUUGCGGGCGAAGCCGUCUGGGCGCUCGACCCCCAGGACGACAAGCCUGCGGCAUCGACAGUCGGAAUGGCCAUCCACCGACCGGAGGGGGCGAGGAACUACCUGCUCCGGAGCUUCGCAACCGCUCACGAAGAUGGUACGAGUGAAGGAAAGAAGACGGCCGCGGCAUUGAAUGAGGAGAAGCAGGAUAAUCUUGGGCGACUUCUAGGUGCUUUGAGAAUACUGUUCACGAGUUGGAACUCUGUGUUGAGUAGGGAAGAGCUGGACAGACGGGCUUGGGGCUGGUAUAUUGCGGUACGGCCGGACGUGGAAUCAGGACCGUCUGGAUGGGGAGCCAAGGGAAACUUAAGGCUCGAAAGGAUACUGGACCUGAAGCGAAAAGAAUCCUAAAGUAGCGUUUCCUUAUGGCGCUGCCGAAGGAGAGCAACUACUUAUAUUCAAGUCAUACGUCGAACCGACGGGCA